CUGGGCCCAGGGCGUCCUCCAGGACUUACCCAGUAGGCAACGCUUUGCUCUCGGGUCAAAAUGGCGAGCAGGCCUGCGGUUGCAGCAUCAGGCCGGUGGCUGAAGGGUAUUCGAAAAUGGUAUUACAAUGCUGCAGGGUUCAAUAAACUCGGGUUAAUGCGAGAUGAUACAAUAUAUGAGGAUGAAGAUGUGAAAGAAGCCAUAAGAAGGCUUCCUGAGAACCUUUAUAAUGACAGGAUGUUUCGCAUUAAGAGAGCACUAGACCUGACCAUGAGGCAGCAGAUCUUGCCUAAAGAGCAGUGGACAAAAUACGAGGAGGAUAAAUUUUACCUUGAACCAUAUCUGAAAGAAGUUAUUCGGGAAAGAAAAGAGAGAGAAGAAUGGGCAAAGAGAUAAGUGUGUGAUUGAAAUCUGUGGAUGCAGCUGUCUUCAAAGUAUUUUUAUGAAGUCGGUUAAACCUGAAAUGUAUAAGUUAAGAACCAUUGGGGCUGCAGUUGUAUUACUUUAAAUAAAUAUCUAUUGUAAUCUU
Trichechus manatus latirostris (Florida manatee) is the source of this 529-nucleotide messenger RNA. Its product is annotated as cytochrome b-c1 complex subunit 7. Gene Ontology annotation, biological process: mitochondrial electron transport, ubiquinol to cytochrome c. The record is from RefSeq and is a predicted model, not a curated record. The transcript is spliced from 4 exons. Lineage: Eukaryota; Metazoa; Chordata; Mammalia; Sirenia; Trichechidae. Bases 61 to 396 code for a protein of 111 amino acids.